Molecule: messenger RNA, 279 nt
Organism: Oikopleura dioica
Lineage: Eukaryota; Metazoa; Chordata; Appendicularia; Copelata; Oikopleuridae
Source: the annotation of a GenBank genome assembly
AUGUACUUACCCAGCUCGAUCAGAAAUCGUCGCUACGCUGAAUGGGCUAUUGAACUGACCAGAUCAAAUUCUGCAGAGAAGAUGGAAGAGCAGGGACAAGGAGGAGUGUUUCUCAGAGGACUCGGUUUGAGCACCAUCGCUUUUGAUAGCGGCAGUCAAUCCAUCACAGAGAUUCAAAUGCCGACAGAGGAUCUGCUCAUCAUUGUCGUUACUGUCGCUCUCUUCAGUGGAGGCGUUAUUUAUUUCUGUCUCAAUUUGGCAAAGAUAUUUCCAAAAUAA